Molecule: messenger RNA, 951 nt
Organism: Daldinia childiae
Lineage: Eukaryota; Fungi; Ascomycota; Sordariomycetes; Xylariales; Hypoxylaceae
Exons: 8
Coding region: 1-951 (316 amino acids)
Source: RefSeq, a predicted model, not a curated record
AUGGCACCGCAACAGGAUAUCCCGGUUGCCGCUAAUGUCCUCGGCACUAUCGGUACGAUCUUGUGGUGCGUGCAAACAAUACCUCAGAUAUGGACGAAUUGGCGAACGAAAAAGACCGAUGGCCUCCCCGGCUCCAUGAUGUAUCUAUGGGCUUUAUGUGGUGUACCCUUCGGGGCUUAUAAUAUCGUACAGAGGUUUAACUACCCCUUGCAGGUACAGCCUCAAGCCUUUAUGGCACUUUGUCUUGUGAACUGGUGUCAGAUACUGCUAUAUAAUAGUAAAUGGUCUAUGUGGAAGGUGGUUCUUAUAGGUCUAGCUAAUGCUGCAGCUUUUGCUGGUGUGCAAGCGGCCUUAAUUAUCACACUACGACCAUUGUACGAUGCCGGUAGUAGCACCGGGGUCUUGGUAGUUGGUAUAAUUGCGAAUAUUCUCUUAGCAGUUGGUUUAUUGCCGCCAUAUGGCGAACUAUGGAAGCGGAGAGGAAGAGUGAUUGGGAUCAACUUCGUCUUUCUGUCCAUGGACUGGCUAGGCGCAUUUUUCUCUCUUAUGUCACUUGCCGUCCAGAAUAGUUUCGAUAUCUUGGGUGGUGUGUUGUAUAUCGUAUGCAUCCUUCUUGAAUCCGGUAUAUUCCUUUCUCAUUUGAUUUGGCUCUUCCGCACUAGGAAGUUGAGAAAGGACGCGGCAUCAAGAGGGAAGACCUUCGACGAUAUUGCGGCAGAGCACGAACAGGAAGGCAUAUCAUUCAAAUUCGCCGAGCGAAAGAUCUUCAAGAAACAUGAUGUAGAAACGGGCAAUACUGGGAAUAGUGAAGAUCUUAGCGAUCAGACGCAGCAACAUCCAAUCACGGCAACUAUGCAGGAUGGCAGAUCAGGAGAUGCUCAGCAAAAUUCAAAUUCGGGGUUAGAAAGAGAGACGAGCGAAAAAAGUGAUAUAAUCCGUAUUCAUAGUUGA